Molecule: messenger RNA, 5755 nt
Organism: Impatiens glandulifera
Lineage: Eukaryota; Viridiplantae; Streptophyta; Magnoliopsida; Ericales; Balsaminaceae
Product: homeobox-DDT domain protein RLT2
Exons: 18
Coding region: 501-5480 (1659 amino acids)
Biological process (GO): regulation of transcription by RNA polymerase II
Molecular function (GO): DNA binding
Source: RefSeq, a predicted model, not a curated record
ACUUGGUUCGUUGUGUUCGCGUGUUAUUACGAUUUUCGACAAAACAAAAAGAAAUCUUAAAAAGAAAAAGAGAUAGAGAGAGUGUGAGAGAGAAAGAAAGAUAGGAUGGGUGGGAAGAUUAGAGAGAGAAAGACUGUUCGUUCGUUUGUUCGUAGUUUCUCUAUUAAUCGAAAAUUCCAAUUCCAAUCUUUUCUUCUUCUUCAUCUUCUUUUAAUUUCUUUUCUCUUUCAAUUAUUUAUUAUCCUUAUUCUUCUUCAAAUCUCACCGCACAUCUCAAUCACACUCCUCCUCCAUAGAACAACAGAUCAUCUAGAGAGAGACCGCACGGGUCUUCCUUUCGUCAAUUCCCAAAAAUAAUCAUAUUGCCUCUCUCCAGUCUCCUCCACUAUUGUUUCCCAGAUCUGGGUUUUUCUUCUUUUGAUCACCUGUUCUUCAAUCCCCACCACUUGGGUUUUGUUUGAUCUCAAAGAUUUCUUCUAGGGUUUCAAUCUUUUUCUACUAUGGAAGAAGAAGGUACUGCCACAGUUACGGGCGGCGGUGGCGGCGGAGAAGGCGGCGGAGGAGGAGGAUCGGAAGGAGAGAAGAAGCUUCCAGAAGGGGAGCUUAAAGUGAAACGUAAGAUGAAGACUGCUUCCCAGUUGGAGAUUCUUGAGAACACAUACGCUGUGGAGACAUACCCAUCGGAGACUAUAAGAGCAGAGCUGUCUGAAAAACUGGGACUUUCCGAUAGACAGUUACAGAUGUGGUUUUGUCAUCGGAGAUUAAAAGACAGAAAGACUCCACCUGUUAAACGACAGAGAAAGGAUGUUUCUUCUCCGGCGAAGGAUGAAAUAGUUGGAAACGAACAUGCAUCCGGUUCGGGAUCAGGGUCCGGUUUAUUCCCUAAUACUGAGCAACGGCGAACCGGAGUUGCUCUUGCUAGAGUUUCACCAACAAUGAAAAGAUACUAUGAACCUCCUCAAGCUAUUUCAGAGUUAAGAGCAAUUGCUUUUGUUGAGGCUCAACUUGGUGAGCCAUUGAGAGAAGAUGGUCCGAUUCUUGGAAUGGAGUUUGAUCCAUUGCCUCCCGGCGCAUUUGGUGCUCCUAUUGCACCAGUUGGGCAAGUGAAAUCGGUUGCACGAUCAUAUGAUGUGGCUCCAUAUGAACAUCCUGUUCCUAAGAUUGUUAAGGGUCCUCCGAGGAUGGUUCACGAGUACCAAUUUCUACCCGAACAGCCUUCCAUUAAAACGGAAGCAUACGAAAGGGCUGUUCCUUCACAUUACUUUGGUUCUCCAGUUGAUUCCAAACCAAAUGACCGGCCUUUCCUUCAUGGAAGUGAGCCUCCGAUUCCAAGUUUAAGUCUCGUACCUCAUCAGCAUGAUACCAACAGGUUGCCUAUAUCGGCUUCUGGAGAAUAUGUUGGCAUCGAUCCUAAUUUGCUGUUGGAGAGACGUGCUGUACAUGAUGAGGAGAUUGCACGAAAUGAGAGAAAGCGGAAGAGUGAGGAGGCGAGAUUAGCUAAAGAAGUGGAAGCCAAUGAGAAGAAGAUUCGGAAGGAGCUUGAGAAACAGGAUAUCUUGAGAAGAAAGAGAGAAGAACAGACAAGGAAAGAAAUGGAGAGGCUGGACCGUGAGAGGCGUAAAGAAGAAGAAAGACUUCUACGUGAAAAGCAGCGGGAAGAGGAGAGAUACCAAAGGGAGCAAAAGCGUGAGAUGGAACGGAGAGAAAAGUUUUUGCAGAAGGAAUCAUUGAGGGCAGAGAAACUGAAACUGAGAGAAGAAAUGCGUCGAGAAAAAGAGGCUGCCAGGCUUAAAGCUGCUACUGACCGAGCUACUGCCCGAAGAAUGGCCAAAGAAUCAAUAGAGCUCAUUGAAGACGAGCGGUUGGAACUCUUGGAGUUAGCAGCUCUGAGCCGCGGUUUGCCUUCUAUACUCUCACUCGACAGUGAAACUCUUGAAAAUAUCGAGCUUCUAAGAGAUAAACUACCUGCAUUCCCUCCCAAAUCUGAACAUAUGAAGAGACCUUUCGCAAUUCAACCUUGGAUAGAUUCUGAAGAAAACGUAGGAAAUCUCCUAAUGGUUUGGAGAUUUUUAAUCACGUUUGCUGACGUUCUUGGUCUUUGGCCGUUUACAUUGGAUGAAUUCGUACAAGCCUUUCAUGACUAUGAUUCCAGAUUGUUGGGCGAGAUUCAUAUUGCCCUUCUAAGAUCUAUAAUUAAGGAUAUUCAAGAUGUCGCUAGAACACCUUCCAAUGGGUUGGGAGCCAAUCAAAAUACGGCUGCAAACUCUAGCGGUGGACAUCCCGAUAUUGUUGAAGGGGCGUAUUCGUGGGGUUUUGAUAUUCGAAUCUGGCAACACCACUUAAAUCCAUUAACUUGGCCUGAGAUACUGCGGCAGUUUGCCUUGUCUGCGGGAUUGGGACCCAAGUUAAAGAAGAGGAACGUCGAACCAGCUUAUCAUCGAGAUGAAAAUGAGGUUAAUAAUGGCGAAAGUAUCAUAUCUAAGUUAAGAAAUGGAACUGCAGCAGAAAAUGCCUUUGCUAAAAUGCAAGAAAGAGGUUUUGGAAAUCCGAAGAGAUCUAGGCAUCGGUUGACUCCUGGAACUGUUAAAUUCGCUGCAUUUCACGUUCUUUCUCUCGAGGGAAGCAAAGGAUUAUCGAUUCUAGGAGUUGCAGACCGAAUUCAGAAAUCGGGACUUCGAGACCUCACGACAAGCAAGACACCAGAAGCAUCUAUUGCUGCAGCUUUGUCUAGGGAUACAAAGCUAUUUGAAAGAACGGCUCCUUCUACAUAUUGCGUUCGCUCUCCCUACAGGAAGGACUCCAUUGAUGCCGAUUCAAUACUUUCUGCAGCCAGAGAGAAAAUUCAGGUGUUCAAAAACGGCUACUUCGACGGAGAAGAAGCAGAUGAUGUUGAAGCAGAUGACGUUGAAAGAGAUGAAGAUUCCGAAAGUGAUGCUGACGAGUUAGUAACUACCGAACCAAAGUCGGUUACUAUUAAGGAAGCCGAGCCUAUUUCUCAUUCAUCAAUUAAAACGCCAGAAACCGAUGUAAUUUGUCAGAAUAAUAAUAAUGUUAUAUCUUUAGAGGAGGAAGACACUUUCGUUGACGAAAGUAACCUUGGAGAGACAUGGGUUCACGGGCUAACCGAGGCAGAGUAUUCAGAUUUGAGUGUUUUGGAACGUCUUAAUGCUCUCGUAUCUUUAAUAAGUGUCGCUAAUGAAGGAAACUCAAUCCGUGUUGUGCUCGAGGAGCGGUUGGAAGCUGCAAAUUCCUUGAAGAAGCAAUUGUGGGCCGAGGCACAAGUUGAUAAGCGUCGGAUAAAAGAAGAGUAUGUGGCGAAGAUCCAGUAUUCAUCUUUAUCAACUAGCAAGGUUGAUCAAAAUGAUUUGGAUGAUCCUCCUCUACUAUUAUUACAGCAAGAACAACAUCCUAAUGAUAUCCCGAUUAUUAAUAAUUUUACGAAUACGUCGAAUCCAAUGAUAUUGUCGACAGAUGGGACAGAUAGUAUUAUUACUCUUCACCAAACCGGAUAUGCAGCCGAGAAGUCGCGAUGGCAACUAAAAGCUUAUAUCGGGCACAAAGCCGAGGAGAUGUACGUUUACAGGUCUCUCCCGCUUGGACAAGAUCGCAGACGCAAUCGCUACUGGCGGUUCGUAACUUCAGCUUCUCAUAAUGACCCUGGCUCAGGGAGACUCUAUAUUGAGCUACGCGAUGGCUCGUGGAGAGUCAUAGACUCUGAAGAGGGUUUUGAUUCUUUGCUCGCGUGUUUGGACAUUCGCGGGCUUCGAGAAUCGCAUUUGCACUCGAUGUUGUUAAAGUUUGGUGGAUCUUUUCGAGAAUCCAUUAGAAGGAAGAAGAUAAAAGGAGAUGUUUCUUUUGGUUCCAAUGUAACAAGAUAUCAAGAAUUUGAGAAGUGGAUGUGGGAAGAGUGUACCGAUCCUUUGUUAUUACGUGCAACUAAGAACACCGAGAACAAACAGAAGCAACAACAGCUAUUAAAAGUUUGUGGUGAAUGCAUGGAAUUAUACCUUCUUGAAGAUAAUCACUGCCCGUCUUGCCAUACGACGUUUGCGUCCUCUACGAUUGAAGAAGAUAAAUUUACGGAACAUGCCAUUAAGUGUAAAGAUGAAUCAAAGGGGGUAAAAUUGCAUGAACUGAAAUCAGUUCCUUCCUUGAAGAAUGUGCUAUUAAAAGCAUUGUUAGCUUCAAUAGAGAUGUCUGUCCCUGCUGAAGCCUUGCGAUCAGGUUGGUCUGGUGAUUUCCGAAAGCUGUGGUGUAUGAAGCUUUUAUCGAUAUCUUCAACUGAGGAUAUCCUUAAGAUUCUAACUUUGGUGGAAGGUGCUAUAAGAAGAGAUUCCUUGUCCUCGAGCUACGAGACAACUGCCGAGUUGAUAGGUUGUGGUUAUGUACCGGAGUCAGAUGACGAUAUAUUAUCUGGUCUUGAAAGGAUUUCGGUUCUUCCUUGGAUACCUAAGACAACUUCUGCGGUUGCUUUGAGAUUGAUGGAGCUUGAUGCGUCAAUUUCUUAUGUUCCUGGUCGUCAACCAAUGGAUUCUUUUAAUACCGCGGUGAGCACCCUUUUUGGUGAAACUUAUAAAAUGUUUUCAAAUUGGCCCAUAUAUAUGAAUGACAUUUAUACCUUUUUCUUUUGUUUGUUAAUUUUCUUUCUUUCUACUCAGGCUCAGGCCCUGCCAUCAUCUAAGUUUUCGGUUGUGAAGAACAUCCCGGAUGACAAUCUCACACACACGCCACACGAAGUUGACAAUCUUCUCCUCGAUUCAUGGGUAGAUUCUUCCGCAGACCCCACGAUCCAAGGAAGAGGUCGUGGACGAGGCCGCGGCGGUCGCACCACACGCGGUGGUAGAUCGCAACGGAAAAGCAUAUCCUCUUCCGGCAGAAAAAGUGGUACGUCAGGAAACACUGAUGGGUUCGGACAGUUAUCUGGAUGGAAAGGAAAAGCAGCCCGUGGACGAGGUGGCCAUAAACGAGGCCGUAGAACAGCUAGAACCAGGCAAAAAACAAAACCUCGGGUGGUAGUAGCCAAAACCUCGGUUGGUCUAAAUAAACAACAAAUCCCACCUAGCGUCUCACAAUGGAUCGAAGAAGAAACGGUCAGGGUUGAACCGAAACAUUCCCCGACAUCAAGUAGCUCGGAAAGUUCGGACUACGAUGAUUACAAUAACGAUGGUCAGGCAACCGGGGACGAGUAUGAUGACAUGAUUACUAAUGAUUAUGUCGGAAUUAAUGGGAAGCCUGAGCGUCUUGCUGGGGGGCGUCUCAGUUACGAUAAUAUAGAUCAGCGUGUGGAAGGAGAAGAGUUCGAUAAUGAGGAUAUUGAUAGCGACGAUGAUGACGAUGCGCAAGGAGAUAUGGACGUGGAAAAUUAUAUAAACGACGAAUCUGACAAUGAAAUGAACAGAGAUGAGUUUAGGAACCAAACCGAUAACAUGGAUGAGAUCGAAGAGAAUUCGGCAUCUUCUACGUCGGGUUACAGUGAUUAGUAUUUAGUAGAGUAGAUUUCUUCAGGGUUAUAGAGUAGCAAUGUAUAAGAGUUAUAUCAAUAAGUUUUUUUUUUUUUUUCUUUUUUUUUUGGCUAUUAUGUUGAGCCAUUUAGUUGUAUUAUUAUGUAGUAUUACAAGUUCAUUGCUGUUGGAAGGUUCUGGAAGUUUGGUUAAAUUGUUUGAAACCAACCUCCACAGAAAAGAACAUUGUACUACUUAAUUAAGAACCCAACUAUGAACAAACAUCAUAUGAUCCUCAUCAGUUUUUAACCAUA